This is a messenger RNA of Acyrthosiphon pisum (pea aphid), 1188 nucleotides long. Its product is annotated as balbiani ring protein 3-like. The transcript has a single exon. The record is from RefSeq and is a predicted model, not a curated record. The coding region runs from base 1 to 1188 and encodes 395 amino acids. Gene Ontology annotation, molecular function: protein binding. Lineage: Eukaryota; Metazoa; Arthropoda; Insecta; Hemiptera; Aphididae.
AUGGACUGUUUACGGUAUGCACGGGACAACGGCUGCCCGUGGGACGAGGAUACGUGUUCCUUUGCCGCAUCGAACGGUCACAUAGACUGUUUACGGUAUGCACGUGACAACGGCUGCCCGUGGGACGAGUGGACGUGUGCCAGUGCCGCGAAGAACGGCCACAUGGACUGUCUACGGUAUGCACGGGACAACGGCUGCCCGUGGGGCGAAAAGACGUGUGCCAGUGCCGCGAAGAACGGCCACAUGGACUGUCUACGGUAUGCACGGGACAACGGCUGCCCGUGGGACGAGAAUACGUGUUCCUUUGCCGCAUCGAACGGUCACAUGGACUGUCUACGAUAUGCACGGGACAACGGCUGCCCGUGGGACGAAAUGACGUGUGCCAAGGCCGCGAAAAACGGCCACAUGGACUGUCUACGGUAUGCACGUGACAACGGCUUCCCGUGGAACGAGUGGACGUGUUCCAGUGCCGCAUCGAACGGUCACAUAGAUUGUUUACGGUAUGCACGUGACAACGGCUGCCCGUGGGACGAGGAUACGUGUUCCCUUGCCGCAUCGAACGGUCACAUAGAUUGUUUACGGUAUGCACGUGACAACGGCUGCCCGUGGGACGAGGAUACGUGUUCCCUUGCCGCAUCGAACGGUCACGUAGACUGUUUACGGUAUGCACGUGACAACGGCUGCCCGUGGGACAAGUGGACGUGUUCCAGUGCCGCGAAGAACGGCAACAUGGACUGUCUACAGUAUGCACGGGACAACGGCUGCCCGUGGGACGAGGAUACGUGUUCCUUUGCCGCAUCGAACGGUCACAUAGACUGUUUACGGUAUGCACGGGACAACGGCUGCCCGUGGGACGAAGAGACGUGUGCCAAGGCCGCGAAGAACGGCCCACAUGGACUGUCUACGGUAUGCACGGGACAACGGCUGCCCGUGGGACGAAAAUACGUGUGCCAGUGCCGCGAAGAACGGCAACAUGGACUGUUUACGGUAUGCACGGGACAACGGCUGCCCGUGGGGGCGAAAAGACGUGUGCCAGUGCCGCGAAGAACGGCCACAUGGACUGUCUACGGUAUGCACGGGACAACGGCUGCCCGUGGGACGAGAAUACGUGUUCCUUUGCCGCAUCGAACGGUCACAUGGACUGUCUACGAUAUGCACGGGACAACGGCUGCCCGUGGGACGAAAUGA